This is a messenger RNA of Brenthis ino (lesser marbled fritillary), 1122 nucleotides long. The record is from the annotation of a GenBank genome assembly. Lineage: Eukaryota; Metazoa; Arthropoda; Insecta; Lepidoptera; Nymphalidae.
AUGUUGGAGCAGCAGUCGUCGCUGUCGACGAAGGUGGCGCAGCGCAUGUCGUUCGGGCUGCUGGGGCGCGGCGCGGGCGCGGCGGCGCGCUGCGAGUUCGUGCGCAUGAAGGGGCCCGGCGGGAAGGGACACGCGGAGGUGGCGGUGUCUCGGCCGCGCACGUCGGGCGUGCACACGCCCAGUUCGGAGCCCGGCCUGGCCGCCGCCGAGCUGUGGGACAGCGACUGGGAGGACGACCCCGACGAACUCUUCUUGUAUAGGCACCAGCGGCGGCUGAGCGACCCGAGCGCCAACAUCGCGACGUUCGUGCGCGGCGGCUGGCGCGCGCGCGGCGAGCGCGGCGACCGCUCCCGCUCCGAGGACGCGGGGCUGGACGCGCUCGGCGCCGGCGUGGCCGAGGUGGAGGCCGGCGACCUGCGCGACGGGCGCGAUCGCGGGCGGCGGGCUCCCUCCAUGCGCGACGUGUACCGGCGCGCGCCGCCCGACCUCUCCCCCGCCUGCCUUCACACCGUGUCGCCGCGCCGCCGCCCCGUGCGCCGCGCGCCGCAGCCGCCGCCGCUGCGCCCGCUGCCGCGCGCGCGCGCCCCGCAGCCGCCGCUACCGCCUAGCGCCGACUGCGAGCUGGCGCGCGACUGCCUGGCCUCCCCGCCCGCCGCCGCCGCGCCCGCGCGCGCUCACGCGCCGCCGCGCGACGCCGUCACCGUGCGUGGCGAGGAGGAGCUGCCGGCGGCGCGCGUGCAGGGCGCGGCGCGCGCGCAGGGUGGGGCAGGCGGGGAGCGCUGGAGCGCGGGCGCGCGCGCGUACGUGACACUGCCGCGGCGGCGCGGCGUGGCGGCGGUACUGUUCCAGCAGGCGCCGCUGCCGCCGCGCCGCACCACGCCCGACGGCACAGACAUCUACUACUGGUGCGACCUGCCGCGCCGCAAGCUCUCGGAGCUGGACGACGGCGCGUACAACCCGCUGUGGGCGAUGCGCGGCUUCACGCAGACGUUCCACCUGUGGAAGGAGGGGCGGCGCGCGCAGUCGGCGCCGCUCAACGCCUUCCUCACCUACGUCACGCUGCCCUGGUGGAGCAUCGCCAAAGACAUCCUGGACCACCGCGAGGAGCCCAUCCUGACGUUC